UCUCCCCUCCGGAAAUCUCCUCGAUUCCUCCGUCACCACCGUACCGUAACCGAGACUGGUCGCAAUGUUGUCGCUCAAUCUAUCUUUGAAACCCCAACAUCUCAAGCUCUUAUCUUGUUACACGGAUUCGUCUGCUCCUUCAAUCGCGAAAAAGUUGAUCAAGGAAUCAAAGCUAUCUAGGGACUUCAGUCAAAAGAUACAAAUCGUAGACUACGCUCCAUUAGUUCAAACUUUAAGCCAGAGAAGAUUACCUGAUGUAGCUCAUGAGAUUUUUCUCCAAACGAAAUCAGUUAACUUGUUACCAAAUUACAGAACCCUUUGUGCUCUUAUGCUUUGUUUUGCUGAAAAUGGGUUUGUUCUUCGAGCACGUACGAUUUGGGAUGAGAUUAUAAACAGUUGUUUUGUACCUGAUGUCUUUGUAGUCUCUAAGCUUAUAUCUGCUUAUGAGCAAUUUGGUUGUUUUGAUGAAGUUGCCAAGAUCACCAAGGAUGUUGCUGCAAGGCACUCGAAGCUUCUUCCGGUUGUGUCUUCACUUGCUAUAUCCUGUUUUGGUAAGAAUGGACAGUUGGAACUGAUGGAGGGUGUUAUAGAGGAAAUGGAUUCAAAGGGAGUGUUGUUAGAGGCUGAGACUGCUAAUGUGAUUGUUAGAUACUAUAGUUUUUUCGGUAGUUUAGAUAAGAUGGAGAAGGCUUAUGGCCGGGUUAAGAAGUUUGGUAUUGUGAUAGAGGAAGAAGAGAUAAGAGCUGUGGUGUUAGCGUACUUGAAACAACGGAAGUUUUAUCGGUUACGCGAGUUUUUGUCAGAUGUUGGUCUCGGUAGAAGAAAUCUUGGAAAUAUGUUAUGGAAUUCUGUAUUACUGUCAUAUGCAGCUGAUUUUAAGAUGAAAAGCUUGCAGAGAGAGUUUAUUGGAAUGCUUGAUGCGGGUUUCUCUCCUGACCUUACCACCUUUAACAUUCGCGCUCUUGCGUUUUCUAGAAUGGCUCUCUUCUGGGAUCUACAUCUCACUCUUGAACAUAUGAGACGUUUGAACAUUGUUCCGGAUCUUGUGACUUUCGGAUGUGUUGUCGAUGCAUAUAUGGAUAAGCGACUAGCGAGAAAUUUGGAGUUUGUAUACAACCGAAUGAAUCUGGACGAUUCUCCUCUUGUCUUAACUGAUCCACUUGCAUUUGAAGUUCUGGGGAAAGGGGAUUUCCAUCUUAGCUCGGAAGCUGUUUUGGAGUUCAGUCCACGGAAAAACUGGACGUAUAGAAAGCUAAUUGGAGUUUAUCUCAAGAAAAAGUUGCGGAGAGACCAGAUUUUCUGGAAUUACUAGCUACAUGCCACAUCUUUGCUGCAAAGACCGUCACUCUUUGCUCACUAUCACAAUCCCCCUGAUAAACUUUUCCGAUGCUUGAAAUGAAACAUUGAGGUUAGAGAGUCUUCUUGCUACUAGAUUUACAUAUAAAUCAUACAUGCCUGUAUUUACAAUGUUUUAUUGUUAAAUAGAUAUGUAUAUUGAAUUACAUACAUAUUAUUAAUGCACAUUUUUAUCCGGAGUUGUGGACCAUAGAAAGACAUAUUGACUCCUCAAAGUAAAUUCUGCAUGUUACAUUGAAA
Molecule: messenger RNA, 1596 nt
Organism: Arabidopsis thaliana (thale cress)
Lineage: Eukaryota; Viridiplantae; Streptophyta; Magnoliopsida; Brassicales; Brassicaceae
Product: Pentatricopeptide repeat (PPR) superfamily protein
Exons: 2
Coding region: 65-1312 (415 amino acids)
Source: RefSeq, marked reviewed